Xenia sp. Carnegie-2017 is the source of this 959-nucleotide messenger RNA. RefSeq lists its product as uncharacterized. The transcript is spliced from 5 exons. NCBI's taxonomy places the organism in Eukaryota, Metazoa, Cnidaria, Anthozoa, Malacalcyonacea, Xeniidae. Bases 170 to 682 code for a protein of 170 amino acids. The record is from RefSeq and is a predicted model, not a curated record.
GCUAUUGUACGUCAAAAUAGCUAUCAUCAAAAUCCGCGGUGCUUAGUUGUUCUGUUUCAUUAAGUCCACACAUAACUUAGCUGAAACACGACCAGUUAGGACAAGAGGUCGAUAAAUAAUAUUUUUUAAAAGAAUCGAGUUAACAAAAAUACAAAAGCCACCAUUUGAAAUGGCAAAUUAUGUGCUGCACCUAGUUCAAUUGUUGGCGUCAUUAUGUGCUGCGCCUAGUUCACUUGUUUAUGGUGAAUAUAAAGCCAAAUGGGAGAUGAAACUCGAUAUACGAACAUCCUGCCAGGAUGGAACUGCAAAAGACUGUGAAAUAUUCGCAGUGCGUGAACAACCUGUUCGACAAGUUCGAAUAAAGCGUGCAAUGGCAAUAAGUGGUUCUGCAAGUGGUUCUGGGUUUCAAAACGAAAUGACAACAAUUUUAAGCUGGGUUGCCAACUUUUGGCUACGUUUAUUCUAUAACAAAAAAAACUACGAUAAUGCAAAAGAUAGAACAUGCACCAGAAAAUGUAAGCCUCUAAAAAUCAACUUGCCAACUUCAAUGUAUUUGAUCUCAUGCAUUGAAUGCUUUCAUUCUGCUGAAAAAGCUCGUCGUUUUGUUAAAUUAUUAUGGUUUUGUUUAUGGUUGUUAUUUUUCUCCAAUUUGACUAAUACAAUAUUUCGAUUUUCAUCAUAAAAUUAUAAUGUAGUAAAGCACUUUUUAGAACAUCAAUUAUAAAGAAGAAACUGGAAAUAACUGAUACAAAAAACAUAAACAGCCAAAAGAGCUAAGAACUGUACAGAACGAUGAAAGAGCAUCCUUGAACAUAAUAUACUCUAUUAUCGCUUGUGGACUUGGGGUGCAUAGAUUUUAAGUAAAAAGAAUUGUAUUUAUUUAUGAAUUGAAAUUCAAAUAAGAAAACAUGUCAAUCGUGGUUUCAAUUAAAAUACAGAAAUUCUCAUUUUUGCUUUGA